ACAUUUACUUUUCUAUUACCCAAUUUUUGACAUAUUUUGUAUUUUUUUAUACCAAAACGCAAUGAAUCAGCUAAGUGGAAAAUAUGUAAAUGUUGUUCUCUCUGUAGAAAGUGGCAGAGGAAUGGAUUUUCUGAAAAAUAAGGUAUAUAUUACAGGAAACUUUAAUAACAGAAUACUUGAAUCUGAUCACAUUCCACCAGAAGAUUCUCCCCCAUUCAACACUGAACUGGUCUGGGAAAUAGAAAAGAAAGAACUUCGUAGGAUCAGAUGUGGAAACAUACCUCUACGAGUAGAAUGUAUCACUGCUGACUUUCAAAAUCGCAAAGAACGCAUAGGAUUUGCUCUUCUGAGUCUUAGAAGUGCUCAAAUUAUCCCACAAUCGUUAGGACCUCAACCAGCGACUCCCAAGUGGUACAAACUUAUAGGAUGUCAGGCUGAUAAAAGAAAAAGCUGCCCAGAACUCUUCCUGUCAUUAUCUCUAAGAGACAACCUGAUUAAUGAACGACUUAAUAUAGAUGCUAAUGGAAACAUGCCCUUCAUUUUAGAAGAAGAGGUCCAAUUACACGAAGUAAAGACAAAAUCGCCAGAAGAUUUUCCCGUAAAAUAUUUUGAAAAUGGGCACAUACAAAUUGGAGAUGAGAAAUUAGCAACAAUUGCAUUCACCCUCAAUUUGAAAGUAAUGGAUGUCCAUAAUUUGGAUGCUUUAUUACCAGAAGUGUUAGUUUUUCAGGCUAACACCAGUAGUUUCUUCUUAAAGUUUAAAAUGUUGGGGAUAGCUAUAAAAACAAAACCAUUUCAAAAUCAAAUCCAUGGUAAGAUUGGUCUAAACGAAAGGAUAGCGGUCAAUUUACUAUCGACAAAAGAGAUAUUGGAUGAAUUCUUUAAAUCUCAGUCAAUAUUUGUAAGCUUUUAUUGUGGAUGCGAAAAAUUAGGUGUUGCAAAAUUUAACGCUGAAAAUAUUUGGGACAAAACUACCCAAAUGCAUUAUUUCAAGAUCCCAGACAUGGAUGAAAUUGUUCCAUAUGGAUCCAGUGAAAAAUCACCUUUCAUAAUCCUAGAAUUUUGGAUUAAAGAGAAUCCAACCUGCUUUAAGAAACUAGAAGCAGAGUCUACAGUUUUCAAAGAUGACGCAGAGGCUAAAGAGAGACCUAAAUCUAAAAGCAUAUUUUCCAAUAUUAGUAAAAUGGAUGAAACCCAAUUUGAUUCUCAAAGUCCUCAUAAUACAGAGGAGCCAGUAGCUGUAUCAAAGGCAGGCUCUGUAGAAACAAUAGGUUUACCAAUAAUAAUAAAAUCAGUGGAAACAAUGGUGGAUAGCGAAGAUUUGGGUACAUGUUCUACUCUAUUUGGUAUUUUUCAAAAAUAUGUCAUAUUGGUUAGCCUAAAAUAUCUUGUUUGGACAUCACCUCCUAAGGAGACAAAAAUCAUGUUCAAAUUCCUUCAUCCAAAGGCCUCUAACUGCACUACAAUAUUUACAGAGCUUAAUAAUGAAACCAAUAAGGAAAUAAUUUUAAAUAAUUUCUAUAUAAGAAUGGCUUACAUUUCCACAGCUGAUAAUAUUGGUAAGCUACUGAGGUACUACCAACCAAAAUUAAUAAUUGCUGAUGAGAAUGAAGAAUAUAUUUCAGAAAAAAAGACGCUGGAUCUUAAAGGUUUGGAAACAAGCUCAUCAGACUUUGAACUAGAAUUUCAAAAAGCUAAAACGAGGACACCACUAGCUAAAAUAGGUAUAAAUUUAACCUUAAACAGAGUUGGUAGUAAACUAGAAGGUGACUACGAAAAUCUAUAUCUCUUACCAGUUAUUCUUGAUGAAAGUAUAGCUGUGAGUGAAAUCUACGAGUUGGAAGUAUGGAAGGAACAAAGAAGAAAAAGAUUUGAAGCAGAAUUGGAACGACUAAAGAAUGAAGAAACUUUUAGGCUUGAAAACCAAUACCAAGAAAAGAAGCAAAAGCUGCAGGGAAAGUUAGGAAAAACCAUGAAAAGGUGUCAGCAGUUACAAGAAGAACUUAAGAGGAAACUACUAAGUCUUAAGUUUAACAAAGAAUUUAAAAUCAAGCAAAAUGAGAUCCAAAGUGAAAAGAUGCUUGAAGAUAUAUAUGCCAAAAACUCUAACUCCUACUCCAAAGAUAAUGUAGAAGAAGUUAUAAAACUGCUUAGUAGAACACAAAGAGAUAACCAGCUGCUUACAGAAAUAUGUGAAGAACAGAAGAAACAACUUUCUUUUCAGAAUAAAUCGAAUGCAGCCAAAGAGCAUACCAAUGUCCUUCUCCAGGAACUAAAAGGUUUGGAAGAUACAUUUUCUAAGAUUCGUGCUGCCAAAUGUUACUUUCAAGAGCAAAUACAAAAUGUUUCUGAAGAAACUCCUAACAGAGCAGACAAUGGUGAUAGUUUGUUAGAGUCUUGUAAAGAAAUAGAAAAUCUGAACCAAGAUAAAUAUGAUUUAUAAUAAAUAUAAUAAAUACUUUUCUAUAUACAAAAA
This is a messenger RNA of Diabrotica virgifera virgifera (western corn rootworm), 2476 nucleotides long. RefSeq lists its product as uncharacterized. The coding region runs from base 62 to 2443 and encodes 793 amino acids. Gene Ontology annotation, biological process: interkinetic nuclear migration; positive regulation of centriole elongation; centrosome cycle. NCBI's taxonomy places the organism in Eukaryota, Metazoa, Arthropoda, Insecta, Coleoptera, Chrysomelidae. The record is from RefSeq and is a predicted model, not a curated record. The transcript has 2 exons. Gene Ontology annotation, cellular component: centrosome; centriole.